This is a messenger RNA of Haemonchus placei, 674 nucleotides long. Lineage: Eukaryota; Metazoa; Nematoda; Chromadorea; Rhabditida; Trichostrongylidae. The record is from the annotation of a GenBank genome assembly.
CUGCGUCGAACGAUCGCCUCGCUGUCAUUGGUAACGAAGGAAUUUUGUUUUCAAUGAGCCAUUUAAACGAGGCAUUCCUCGUUUCUAGUCACAUUAAAGGUCCAUCAGCAGUGUCGCUUGAAACGCUUGACUUCUCUUCUGGACACUUGGAGAACGAUUUUUCGAUUCGACUUUUCUAUCAUGAGGCACAAACUGGCACGCAGUACACCAUCAUGUCGAAAGAGAUCGUCCAUGAAGCGUCAUAUGACCGAUUCCGAGAAUUUCCAGGAAUGGCUGUACGACAGACUCGAUCUGGUGAUAUUGUUGUCGAUGCUCGCCCACGAGUAAUUCAGUGCAGUCCGUCAACAGCAUCAGUUCACGUGCGUAGCUCGUAUAUCGACAUGGGAGUACAGGUCAGUAAUUGCUCACUCCAUUCAGUGUAUCAGAGCCGAUAUUCAAUGAUAGGUGAUAGGGAAGAUCUUGAAGGGAUGGAAAGCUUAGUUUGCUUGGGCGAGUAUCAACCCUCCGCACGUUACAAUACUCGUGAAAUGCAUGAGUUGUUUCAGGAAAGCGAGAAGGCGUACGUGAAACGCGGUCUGAAGCGUGUACAUGUGUCUCGAUCGGGAAUGGUGGUGUCAGAUGGUAACUGUAUUACAUCCAUGGAUCAUUUCGGACGUAUUGUCAGCAGCACGUAA